This is a messenger RNA of Pelobates fuscus (common spadefoot toad), 4129 nucleotides long. It is a transcript of the gene GAD1, whose product is annotated as glutamate decarboxylase 1. Gene Ontology annotation, molecular function: glutamate decarboxylase activity; pyridoxal phosphate binding. The record is from RefSeq and is a predicted model, not a curated record. Lineage: Eukaryota; Metazoa; Chordata; Amphibia; Anura; Pelobatidae. Gene Ontology annotation, biological process: GABA biosynthetic process. The transcript is spliced from 17 exons. The coding region runs from base 509 to 2284 and encodes 591 amino acids. Gene Ontology annotation, cellular component: cytoplasm; presynaptic active zone.
AGCUACAUUGAAUCUCUCUGAAAGUAGUGGGUGUUUGCAUGCUUUAAAUAUCCCUAAUACCACUGUGUCCUUCCACUGGGGCAUCUCCCUGUUAUGAUUUCAUAAUUCGUCCAAACAAGCCGAGUUAGCCCUUGGCUAGUCACAGUGUGGCCAGCAAGUGAUGAGGUCCAUACUUUGUAGUGGACCAGAGGGGGUGUUCCAGUCAGUGACUAAUGCUGGCUGUGCACAUCACAAUCUCCUCCAGCUUUAACAUCACGAAGCUAAGUACUUGUGGAGGAGACAGGGGCACCCCUAAUCCUCUUUCUACUCGUUGCUGACAUUCAAACGCCUUUUCUCUCUGGACUUUUAUAAGGGAGCUGAGGCUCUGGAACAAGGCUAGUGGAUUGGGACAUUUGGCUAUCUGCAGGUGUACAAUAGGUGGAUCCUAACACUGACCUCUUAGAAAGAGGGAAAAGGAUUUUAGUCAUUUGCCAAGAACAUCAACCAAAAGGAUUUUGUCACUUUAGAGAUGGCAUCGUCUUCACCAUCUUCAUCAAAUACCAACCAAGACAACACCAACCCAACCAAUUUACCACCUACAACAUAUGACGCGUGGCGUGACGUGGCACAUGGAUGCACAAAAAAGCUUGGAUUAAAGAUUUGUGGCUUCCUGCAGAGGAACAACAGUUUGGAGGACAAGAGCAGAAUUGUGAGUUCUUUCAAAGAGAGACAGUCUUCCAAGAACGUUCUGGUCUGCGAGAAUAUCGAUAAAGACUCCAGGUUUCGUCGCGCUGAGACGGAUUUCUCCAAUCUGUAUGCCAGAGAUUUACUGCCUGCCAAGAAUGGAGAGGAAUCUACCAUGCAAUUCUUGUUCGAAGUGGUGGACAUACUACUGAACUAUGUGAAGAAAACAUUUGACAGAUCCACCAAAGUACUUGACUUUCACCAUCCGCACCAGCUUCUGGAAGGAAUCGAAGGUUUCAAUUUGGAGCUGUCUGACAAUCCUGAGUCCUUGGAGCAGAUUCUAGUGGACUGUAGGGAUACACUCAAGUAUGGCGUGCGGACAGGUCACCCUCGAUUCUUCAACCAGCUUUCAACUGGACUGGAUAUUAUUGGAUUGGCUGGGGAAUGGCUAACAUCAACAGCUAACACAAAUAUGUUUACGUAUGAGAUUGCACCAGUAUUUGUACUCAUGGAACAAAUAACCCUUCGGAAAAUGCGAGAAAUAAUUGGUUGGUCUGCAAAGGAAGGCGAUGGAAUAUUUUCUCCUGGGGGAGCAAUUUCCAACAUGUACAGUAUCAUGUGUGCGCGGUACAAAUACUUCCCCGAAGUGAAAACCAAAGGCAUGGCUGCUGUCCCCAAACUGAUCAUCUUUACCUCAGAACAUAGUCACUACUCCAUGAAGAAGGCCGGAGCAGCGUUAGGAUUUGGGACUGAAAAUGUUAUCCUGGUGAAAUGCAAUGAGAGAGGGAAACUAAUUCCUGCAGAUUUGGAAGCAAAAAUCCUUGAAGCUAAACAAAAGGGGCAUGUUCCAUUGUAUGUGAAUGCUACAGCUGGAACAACGGUUUAUGGAGCAUUUGACCCAAUACAAGAAAUAGCAGAUAUAUGUGAAAAGUACAACAUCUGGCUUCACGUGGAUGCGGCAUGGGGAGGUGGAUUGUUAAUGUCCCGAAAACAUCGCCACAAGCUGAAUGGAAUCCAGAGAGCUGACUCUGUAACCUGGAAUCCUCACAAGAUGAUGGGAGUUUUGCUGCAAUGUUCUGCGAUCCUCUUAAGGGAAAAGGGUAUACUCCAAGGGUGUAACCAGAUGUGUGCAGGGUACUUGUUUCAACCAGACAAGCAGUACGACAUAUCAUAUGACACGGGAGAUAAGGCAAUACAAUGCGGACGGCAUGUGGACAUUUUCAAAUUCUGGCUCAUGUGGAAAGCUAAGGGCACAGAAGGAUUUGAAAUUCAGAUCAACAAAUGUUUGGAGCUUUCCGAGUAUCUGUACUCCAAGAUCUGCAACCGAGAGGAAUUCGAAAUGGUCUUCAAAGGAGAGCCCGAGCACACAAACGUUUGUUUCUGGUACAUUCCCCCAAGUCUGCGAGGGAUGCCAAACUCUGAUGAGAGACAGCAAAAGCUCCAUAGGGUUGCACCAAAAAUCAAGGCUUUGAUGAUGGAAUCAGGGACAACAAUGGUGGGAUACCAGCCCCAGGGAGAUAAAGCUAACUUCUUCCGAAUGAUCAUCUCAAACCCUGCAGCCACCAAGUCUGACAUCGACUUCCUGAUUGAAGAAAUCGAGAGAUUGGGACUGGAGUUGUAAUAGUCGUGGCAUGUUCUGUUAACCUCAUCCUCACCCCCACCAUGCUGAUAUGACAUUUCCAGCACUUUAGGGGUUAACUGGCUUAAAACAAGGUUUUAGAACAAUAGACAUUCCCUCAAUAAGUUAUAAAUGUGCAAUUCUCUUCUGGCACCUCAACCAGCAUAGGUUGCUGAAACAUACACUAAAUAUUAUAACAGAGAUAAGCAAUAUUAUCUAAUAGGUGUACAGUAGAACCUUAUUUUAGUGUGUUUGUUAAGGUAAUCAGAAGCCUACAUGGGACUUGAAUGUUGUAAUAUAUAGUACUCUUUAAGUGUGAGGUGGCAUUUACUUAAAGCAGGAAUUGUGGUGACCAAACAAGGGAUGUUUUAGGUCAAAAUCACUAAACUCAAAAGCUACUAUUUUGACCUAAAUGUGUAGUUCCCUUGUGACCUCUCCAGGACACCAAAUUUACAGGUUAUUUACUUACGUGACAAAACUUUGAAAUUCAACUGAAUUUUCACAUUGGUAAAUAAUCCUGUUAGGAACAGGGUCAGCUCUGGGCAUUGUUUGAGUCAGCAACUGCUUCAUACAGGGUUAUCCAAUAAACUGUUAGCUGGCAGAAACAUGACAAGUGAAUCUCCAAUUUUAGGACAAAAAAAAAGCUGAACUCUACAGUUCAUCUAUUUUAGCUUGAAAUUUGUAAUUUACUGGUCAAUGCCUUACAAGGCACAGUAUUCUGAGGAAACAUGAAGUAUUUGAGCGAACAAGGGACCUGGCCAGUGGCAUUUCUUUUCCCUACAAUUAAAUGAUUCUUUCAUGGCCCUGUACUCUAUAACUAUACGUACAAACUUAGAAAUACGCCACCCAAAAAUCUCGUGAAAAACAUGUAGGCUUCUGAAAUAUUAAAUGUGCUCUAAUGUGUUAAUACAAAUUGCUUCUAUAUAUGCAAGCUAGAGUAUUGAAUCAAUUUCUAUUUUUUACCACGCGUUCUAAUGUUCCACAGUACUAAAAACACCAAUAUUUUGCAAACUUAUUCCAAAUCUCCUGAAUUGAUGACAAUUCAGUGUGUUAACUAGCAAGCUUUGGAAAAUAAGCACAUGAUGUCAUCAAGCUGUACUGCACCAUUGUUAUCUCUGUACAAAGAGAUUAAGUGAAUACAGCUGCAGAUCAUCAUGCCUGUGAGGUUUAAACAUGUUCAGACCUCUUUCGAUACUGCAGUAUCAUUCAAUACUCUGUGUAUUGCAGUCUCCAAAUCUUUCGUUCUGAAUAACAGUGGCUUUAAAAAAACCUACAUGAAUGUCUCUUUAAAGGGACAAUCCCACAUGAUAAAAAAUUUAUAUAAGAACUAGGGUUUCUUUGCUAAUGCGUAACAAAAGUCAGAACUAAGAAUGUAUAGAAAAGAGGAUAAUGUUUAAAUAUAAUCGCAAUAACUAUUGAACUGUGAAGUAUCGAAAGUGAGUUUACAAACCAGAAAAGAAUUGCUUACAGCCCUUUGCAUAUAUAUAUAUAUAUAUAUAUAUAUAUUAACCUAUUAGAGUCCAUUUAAAUAAAUCCUGCCUAACAGUAUUAAACCUUAUUGUUGGUGCUUUAAUACCUUUAGACAGCACCAUCCAGUAAGUAGAUUGCUCGUCCCCUUCGUAGUGUCUUGGGGGUAAUAAUAGCACAGUUGUCGUAACAGGUACUAUAUUGCUGUAUUUUUAGGGAUUAAUUUAUGUAGAUUGUGUACAUUAUUGUUAAAUGACUUUGUGCAAUGGGAAUAAAUGUAAUAGUUUUACAGUUAUUUAACAGCUAAAUGAUAGUUAUAAAAAAAAAUAAUAAUUGCUUAUUUAUAUGCAGAGAUUUCCCAUGUUAAAGAGGUGUCUUGUA